CCAUUAGUACCACACAAAUUUUCAUUUUUUUACAGGUCACAGUUCCACCACAUCGCACAAAUUCCCUCGUUUGCUAUUCGACGCACCACCACCACCACAGCCGACGUCGCCAUUCCACGCCGCGUCCAGAAGCGCACGCCAUCGUCGUCUCCUCUCCUCUCCGGCAUCCGCGCGUCCAAGAACACCUCCGCCGGCCAUGCCGCCCGAGCCGGACCCGGACAAGCCCAAGCCCAAGCUGCCCAAGCCCAAGCCCAAGCCGCCCAAGCCGAAACCGCGGUCGGCGGCGGCGGCGGCGUCGUCGCCGCAGCGGGACCAGACGGGGCCCUACGGCGGCGCGCAGCUCCCUCUCGACCCUCCCGACCCUUUCGCCUGCGCGAGGGACUGCUCCGAUGACUGCGUGAGGUACCGCCUGUGUGCUCCUCCGCCGCCGCCGCCGCCGGCGGAGCCCGGGGGUGCCCCCGUGCAUCUGAGGUCGUCGCGCCUGCCCACGCCGCUCAUCGCGCUGUCGGCGUCGCUUCUUGGCGUGUCGGUGGUGCUGCUCGUGGCGCUGCUGGUGUGCCGGCUUAUGAGGGGGAGGGGGAGGGGGAGAGGGAGGAGGAGGAGGGGGCAGAACGUGCCGCCGCAGGAGGCGCCGCUGACGACGCAGCAGCAGCAGCAGCACGACGAGGAAGGUGGGCCGGCGGCGGGGGUGCUGCCGGCUGUGGCGGCGGCGGAGGAGGAGGGCGACGACGACGGAGGGGUUCACCACGUGUGGUACAUACGCACCGUGGGGCUCGACGAGCGCGCCAUCGCGGCCAUCACCGCGCUGGUGUACGACGCCAAGAAGAGCGGCGGCGGCGUCGGGCUCGCCGGCGGUGGAGGCAGCGGCGGCGGUAGCUGCGCGGUGUGCCUCACCGAGUUCCGCGACGGCGAGACGCUGCGCCUGCUGCCGCGGUGCCGCCACGCGUUCCACCGGGGCUGCAUCGACACCUGGCUCCGCGCCCACGUCAACUGCCCGCUCUGCCGCGCGCCCGUCCAGGUUGCCGACAAGUCCUCCGCCGCCGCAGCCAACGCCGUGCCGGGAACCGGCACGGCCGUUGCCGGCGGCCAGCCUGCGCCAAACCCGCGCGACGCAGCUGCCCCUGAAACCGACAGAGGAGAACUCCAAGCCCUGCCGGAGCGCGGCGUCAGGCGGGCCACGUCGAUGGUGACGUUGCCGAGGCAGCCAUGGCUGGACGUCACGCUCCGGUCGCCGGCGUCGAACAGUGGGCGGAUGGGGGAGAUGGGCCUUGCAAAGAUCGCUCGACUAAUGAAAUUCUCAGAAGUAUUGGAGAUGGCCGGCAUCGGAGCAACCAGGUCGGUGUCCUUUGGGCGCCGCAGGUCAGACCAGUCGGCCGCCGGCACCAACUCCGGUGAGAUUUCACGGUGAAUUGCCGGAUGGUGAUGCUUCUGUGAAGGAUAAAUCGGAGAAAAUAAAGGUUGCAGUUUUUGGAGACAUGGAAGGUUGCUGAUGAGUUUUGGCACAAAGGAAAGGUAAAAAUGUUAUCUUUUCCUUGCUUUUAUGUAUGAUCAAGUAAAUAAGAUGAGCUUGUGCAUACCCCGCGAAACGUCAGAAAUUGUAAAUAUGAAUUCCUGACAGAAGGAGAUGUCCUUGUAUGCGAGUUUGUAAGAUAUAAGAGAGAACUACUGCCUGUUCAUUACAGUUCAUGAAAUUAUAUGAACUAUGAAUUACUGUUGCUUCA
Molecule: messenger RNA, 1721 nt
Organism: Oryza brachyantha (malo sina)
Lineage: Eukaryota; Viridiplantae; Streptophyta; Magnoliopsida; Poales; Poaceae
Product: RING-H2 finger protein ATL54-like
Exons: 1
Coding region: 197-1408 (403 amino acids)
Biological process (GO): protein ubiquitination
Source: RefSeq, a predicted model, not a curated record